AUGUCGGUGUUUAUCUCGAUAUUCCGCCAACAGCCUGGGUGGGGCAUCAGUUAUAAGACGAACCUUUAUCUUUCAGUUGCUGAAUCUUUCUUUUCUACUAUAUUCAUUUGGAUCCCUCUUUUCUGUUACUUUCAUUCAGAUCCAUAUUUUCUAUCAUUUUCAUUCGGAUCCAUAUUUUCAGUCAUUUCCAUUCAGAUCACUAUUUUUAAUAAUUUUCGUUCGGAUCUCUAUUUUCUAUCAUUUUCAUUCAAAUCUCUAUUUUCCUUCAUUUUGAAUCAGAUCGCUUUUUUCUAUCAUUUUCAUUCAAAUCUCUCUUUUCUAUCAUUUUCAUUUAGAUCCCUAUUUUCUACUAUAUUCAUUUGGACCCUUCUUUUCUGUUACUUUCAUUCAGAUCCAUAUUUUCUAUCAUUUUCAUUCGGAUCUCUAUUUUCUAUCAUUUUCAUUCUUAUCCAUAUUUUCUAUCAUAUUCAUUCGAAUUCCUAUUUUCAUUCAAAUCUCUCUUUUCUAUCAUUUUCAUUCAGAUCUCUAUCUAGAGAAUGUCUGCCCGUGUUUAUAUAUUUUUAUUUAUCUGCCAUCCAUUUUUUUCUCUUUGUUCUAUCUAUCUAUCUAUCUAUCUAUCUAUCUAUCUAUCUAUCUAUCUAUUCUAGUCUGUUCAUAGCUAUCUAUCCCUGUCUGUUCAUCUCUCUCUCUUUCUCUCUAUCUAUCCCAGUCUGUUCAUAUCUAUCUAUCUAUCUAUCUAUCUAUCUAUCUAUCUCAUUCUGUUCAUAUCUAUCUAUCUAUCUAUCUAUCUAUCUAUAUCUAUCUAUCUAUCUAUCUAUCUAUCUAUUCAAUUCUGUUCAUAUCUAUCUAUUUAUCUAUUCAAUUCUGUUCAUAUCUAUCUAUCUAUUUAGAGAGAGAGAGAGAUCUAGAGAGAGAGAUAAAGGAACAAGGAUAUAG
This is a messenger RNA of Acanthosepion pharaonis, 936 nucleotides long. NCBI's taxonomy places the organism in Eukaryota, Metazoa, Mollusca, Cephalopoda, Sepiida, Sepiidae. The record is from the annotation of a GenBank genome assembly.